CUCUCUUCUUCUUCUUCGUCGCUUCAUCUCCAAGAAACAGAUACAGAGAUACUCAAUCUUUUUCUCUCUAGAUCCUCUGUUUCUUGAUUGAUUUAGUUUCAUUAUGGAGGUAUCAGCUUAUGAUCGAAUCAAAGCCGAACUGUUAAACGCAGAAGACGAAGUAAUAAUCUCACGUUAUCUGAAGCGUAUGAUCGUUAACGGAGAUUCUUGGCCUGCUAACUUCAUCGAAGACGCAAACGUGUUCAACAAGAAUCCAUAUGUGGAGUUUGAUUCUGAUAGCACUAGCUUCGUGAUCGUUAAACCUAGAACAGAGGCUUGUGGUAAAACCGAUGGAUGUGAAUCGGGUUGCUGGAGGAUCAUCGGUCGUGAUAAACUUAUCAAAUCGAAAGCGACUGGGAAGAUUCUAGGGUUCAAGAAGAUUCUCAAGUUCUGCAAGAAGACGAAACCUAGAGAAUACAAGAGAAGUUGGGUAAUGGAAGAGUAUAGGCUUACCAAUAACUUGAACUGGAAGCAAGAUCAUGUGAUUUGCAAGAUUCGGUUUCUGUUUGAAGCUGAGAUUAGUUUCUUGCUAACCAAGCAUUUCUACACUACAUCAAAAUCACCUCUUCGUAAUGAGCUGUUGCCAGCUUAUGGAUUCUAUUCCAAUGAACAAGAGAAUGAUGAAUUUUAUUGUGUGAAGAUAAUGAGUUCUGAAGGAAACGAUUGGCCUAGCUACGUUACCAACAACGUGUAUUGUCUGCAUCCAUUGGAGCUUGUGGAUCCUCAAGAUGAGAAGUUUCAACGUUUCGGAAUCUGCAUAUUCGCUAACAAGACUAAAGCUAUAAGAGAUAAAUGCGAUGGUGGUUACUGGAAGCUCUUACGCCAUGAUAGGCCGAUCAAGGCAGAGUUCGGGACCAUUGGUUACAAGAGGCUUUUUGAGUUUUGUGAAACGGAGAAAGAAGAAUAUGCUCGUAAUGGAAAAGAUGUGAAGGUAACUUGGACUAUAGAAGAGUAUAGGCUUAGCAAAAACGUGAAGCGGAAUAGGUUCUUGUGCGUUAUCAGGUAAACCGAUGAUAACUAGCUAGGGACUUCUAUACUCUGGUUUCCAUGAUCGAUCAUUUUACAGACAUGGUCAUGAUUCAUGAGUUUUGUGUUUCUUAUUUCUUUGUUCAUUAUGGUUUAGAGACUAGUAUGCCAAUUUAUGAAAUGAAACCAACUACAUGUUUCUGAA
Molecule: messenger RNA, 1210 nt
Organism: Arabidopsis lyrata subsp. lyrata
Lineage: Eukaryota; Viridiplantae; Streptophyta; Magnoliopsida; Brassicales; Brassicaceae
Product: NAC domain-containing protein 53
Exons: 1
Coding region: 104-1045 (313 amino acids)
Biological process (GO): regulation of DNA-templated transcription
Molecular function (GO): DNA binding
Source: RefSeq, a predicted model, not a curated record